Triplophysa dalaica is the source of this 2265-nucleotide messenger RNA. It is a transcript of the gene nxf1b, whose product is annotated as nuclear RNA export factor 1b. Gene Ontology annotation, cellular component: cytoplasm; nucleus. Gene Ontology annotation, biological process: poly(A)+ mRNA export from nucleus. The transcript has 21 exons. Bases 179 to 2086 code for a protein of 635 amino acids. The record is from RefSeq and is a predicted model, not a curated record. Lineage: Eukaryota; Metazoa; Chordata; Actinopteri; Cypriniformes; Nemacheilidae. Gene Ontology annotation, molecular function: protein binding; RNA binding.
UAAACCGUCAGCGUCUGUUGUGACAUACUACCUUGGAAACAAAGCGUUUGUGUUUCAUUCUCGCAGUCACAUUAAAACGUUUAUCUUAAGUAGUAUUGUUUUAUUUGUAGAAGGACAAAACAACAACUGAACAGCUAGUGUUUUAAACUCUAAUCAGCCUACACAGGCUUCUUAAAAGAUGGCGACAGCCGACGACUCUCGAUACUAUAGUGAACAUGAUGACCGUGUUGGAGUACCAAAGCAUCGCAACCGUAAAGGCCGAGGUCCUUUCAGAGCACCCAUGUACAGUGAUCAGAUGUCCAGGCCAAAGCAUCGAGGUGGUCAUGGGGGCGGCGGAGGGCCUGGUCCCAGGUCAAGAUUGCCAGACGAUGAUGGAGAUGUAACCAUGUCAGACACUCCCCAAGACAACAGCUCACAGCGCAACAGAUUUAAUCCAUACGGCCGCCCAUCAAAUCGGCGUGAUGAGCGUAAUCGCAGAGGAGGCAGAGGAGGUGGAAAUGGGGGAGAAUAUGGGGGUCACAGAAAUCAUGGAUCCAGAGGGGGUGGAGGAAGUGGUAGUGAUGGAAACCGCAAGAGCUGGUUUAAAAUGACUAUUCCUUUCGGCAAAAAAUAUGACAAAGAUUGGCUUCUGUCUGCACUUCAGAACCUCUGUUCCAUGCCAUUCCACGCCGUUCAUUAUCACACUGAAGGCAACAAGGCCCAGUUUUACAUUGAAGAUUCCACAACUGCUAACGCUUUGGGGAAAGUGUCAAGAAAAAUAACCGAUAAAGAUGGCUAUAAGGUUACUGUUAUUAUGAAUAGCUGUCCACCCCCCACUAUGAUCCACACUGAUCUGAAGCCUGAGGAUCUGGAACAUUUGAAGCAAUGCAUGUCGAAGCGCUUCGAUGGAUCCCAGCAGUCCCUCGAUCUGAACAACAUCAGAGUUGAUCCAGAUCUAAAUGCUCUAAAUGUUGAGGUCACUUUGAAUCGGAAGAACUCCAUGCAGGCGGUCAUCAAAAUCAUUGAAGAGAACAUUCCAGAGCUGGUUUCUCUGAACCUGAGCAACAACAGGUUAUUCAGGCUGGAUGACUUGGCUGAAAUUGUCAGCAAAAUACCCAACCUGAAAAUGCUCAAUCUCUCACACAAUGAGCUGAAGACAGAGAGAGAACUCGAUAAACUCAAAGGUCUGAAGCUGGUGGAAAUCUUAUUGGUGGGGAAUCCUAUGUGCAACCACUUCAAGGACAAUGCGGACUAUGUCAGUGCCGUCCGGGAACGAUUCCCCAAGCUGCUCAAACUGGAUGGACUUGAUCUUCCACCCCCUAUUGGCUUUGACUUGGAGGUUCCUCCUGCAACUCUACCGGCCUGCAAGGCCAGUUUCUUCGGCUCAGAGGAGUUGAAGAGCAUCAUUCUUAGCUUCCUGCAAACGUAUUACAACGUAUAUGACUCUGGAAACAGACAACCCCUGCUGGAGGCCUACCAUGAUGGGGCAAAUUUUUCGCUUGGCAUUCCCUUCUCAUUGCAGAACCCAGCAAAAAGCAGUUUAGGGGAGUAUCAGAAAGAUAGCCGCAACAUCAAGCGAUUGAAAGACCCCUCUACACGGUUUCGUUUGCUGAAGCACACGCGAUUGAACGUGGUGGCCUUCCUAAACGAACUCCCCAGGACUCAGCACGACGUGGCCUCCUUCAACGUAGAUGUCAACACUUACACAAAUACACUAUUGGCUUUUACAGUUACUGGAGUUUUCAAAGAGGUGGAAGGCAAAUCUCGAGACUCCUUUAGGGCAUUCUCUCGAGUGUUUAUUGCUGUGCCUGCUGGAAACGCAGGUUUGUGCAUCGUUAAUGAUGAGCUGUAUGUUCGGAACGCCACUACAGAAGAAAUACGUCGUGCAUUUGUUGCACCAGCUCCCACGCCAUCCAGUAGUCCUGUGCCCACUCUGUCUGCCCCCCAACAGGAAAUGCUCGCUGCCUUCUCACUAAAGUCAGGCAUGAAUCUGGAGUGGUCCCAAAAAUGCUUACAAGACAAUGAAUGGGAUUUUGAGAGAGCUGCUCAGAUUUUCGCUGGCCUUAAGGCCCAUGGGAAAAUCCCAGAUGUUGCGUUUGUGAAAUGAAUGAGUGAUUGUUGGAGUUUUAACUGUGUUGUCAUGUCCAUGAUAUGACCAGUAAAAGUACUUGCUCACUGCUUUUUGUUGUUCUACUUUACUGCCUUUAUGAUUUUAUUAUGUCCACUGUAAUUUAGACUGUGUUUGACAGUGGUUCAACUUCAACUGAAAUAAAAAAGAGAAAUAAA